UGACCCUUACCUAUUACAACUACCUGCAUGGCCGGCCGGCCAGACUAAUAGUUAUAAAGGUAGCUUUGUUCUUAGUACAGUAUAGUAUAGUACAGUCUAGCAGAGAUACUAAAGCAUGUCAGAGUCUAUUAACUUAGUACUGGCUCAGCCCAAGCAGCGGCCCAACCUGUCUACGCUCAAGCGAGUGUGUCCACAAGACCUAGCUCACUGUGAAGGCUACGUCUGGCACUUGGGCAGCAGAGUGGGCAAGGGAUCCUUUGGAGAGGUCUAUCUUGGAUGGACCUCAGAUGGGUCUUCAGAGGUCGCCGUGAAGGUCGUUCGUAAAGAGUUUUUCAAGCAAGACCCGAAAGUCAGAGAGAAUUUGGAGAGAGAGAUAAGAAUUAUGAAGCUUCUCCGAGGGUGUGAGUACGUGGUCCAUCUAUUCCAUGUCCAGGAGCUGAAGCAACACAUUGUGCUGGUGAUGGAGCUCUGUGAAUUUGACCUCGACCAUCUUGUCAAGAUCAAGCCCUUCAAAGAGUAUGACAUCAUUAUCUUCCUAUACCAACUUGCCCAAGGCAUGAAGGCACUGAGAGAGCAGAACAUUGUCCAUCGUGAUCUGAAGCCAGGCAACAUCCUCAUCAAGAAGCACCCCACCACUGGCAAGAUGAUGAUCAAGCUGGCUGACUUUGGGUUUGCUCGCCAUUUCAAGGACGAGGGUAUGAAGCCGAUUGAUAUGACCUCUCUGGCUGGGACCCCUGUGUUCAUGGCCCCAGAAGCUCUGCGAUGUGUCUUCCAUCCCGGAGAGCACUACGAUGACAAGGUGGACAUCUGGUCCAUUGGAGCACUCCUCUACAAGGUCAUCGUGGGGCAGUGCGGUUUCUACGCUCAAUUGCAAGACAUUCCACGCAUCCUCAAGCACAAGGGAGAUGCCAUAGCCUUUGAGAGAGUGCCUCACUCCAGGAAGAUCAACUACAUCAAUGAGCUGCCCGCAGUCGUCAACGACAGACUCUCAGAGCCCUUCCGGGAAAAGAUGAACCAGCUGUUGAGAGCCGAGCUCAAGUUAGACCCAGCCGAGAGAAUGACAUUCAGUGAGUUCUACUUAGCCGUGGACGACAUCAUCACGUCCAAGAUUGAGAUCAUCAACCUCCUGCACGGGACCUCCAUGAAGGUCAUGAAUGAUCCACUAAUCACUGCUGAUAGUCUGAUGAACGAGGUGUUUAGCCACACCCACAUCCCGAUGCGCUCCCAGGUCCUCUUCUCCAUGCUGUCCCACCACUUCAUCUCUCCCCUCUCCCCUCUCUCCUCAGAACAUUUUGCCCAACUAUUAAAGGAGUCUGGUGGCAGUGGGGGCCACGCUAAACUGUACCUCCUGCCCAUCAACCUGAUGGAGACAGAAGCACUGAAUCCAGACUACAACUGCCUUGCCGGACUGGGAUUUGUGAUCCACGAUGUGAACCUGUGUGUAUCUCAGAUAGUGGAUCACAAGCUAGCUGAUGAGAUGGUCCACAUGAUCCACCACAUGAGUGCUCAGCAGAAGUCUCAGCUAGAGGGGCUGGAGGAGCUCUCUAAGUUUGUGUCCAGAGAGGUGACUCUGUUUAGUAGUCGUGGUUACAAGGAGCUCACUGAGAUAGGGCACCAGGCUCUGGCAAAGGCUACCCUCGCCAUUCAGUGGAUCAUGCAAGACCUCUCCUCUCUGUCGGACAAGAACCAGGGACAGUUGAGGGCCCAACUAGCCAUAGUGCAGCAGCACAAAGCAACAAUCGAGAAGUUGGUUCGAGAGUUGAGUGGAUUCAACAAUAGAGCUGACACCUCCGUGAGCAUAGACCUCAAAGAGGAAGACCUCACUACAGCUGCAGCCACUCUCUCAGACGAAACAAAGAGACUCCCGAAACUAAGGAAAGACCAGAUUUACAACAACUGUAAGAGCAUCAAUGAAGACUGUCAGAAGCUCAUCAGAGAGGUCACGGAAAAGGUCAGAGGUCAGCUCCGCCCACUGUGGUCCCAGUUGUCUCAAGUGUGGUCCCUCAACCAAACCUCUGAUGGCCUGCGUACGGGAUGCUCUGCUCUGGACGCUGUGCUGGAGCAGGUCUCCAUGGAGAGAGCUAUGCUGCUCAGGUCCAUAUCCGGUGGUACAGUAGCGGCUACACUGGCUCAGGGGGGCGUGGCAUCCACACCCCCUGUACUCGUGACCCCUCCCAGCAGCUUGUGGAAUAAUGGACAAUUUCCUGGACCACCACCACAUAUGAGCACUUGGGGAGCUUCUCCAACCCCGCCCAACAUGGAGGCAAUAAAGAGAGAAAAUGAAAACCUCCAGAGUCAAGUGCAGCUGCUCACCUCGGAACUAACUACUCUGAAAUUAUCCUCUAGUGACCAACAGGGCAGUAGCAUUUGUGAAGAGGAGGCCACUAUUCAACCCGGAAUGUUGGGCCAUCUCAGACCUCGCUCUCCUGGUGACCCAGAGAGCACUGUCAAACCAGGACGUUCUGUGAGUGAUGACAGUAUGAGGGCCUUUGAGAGCUUGACAGGACACCUCAAGAAGUUCUGUACCACUGCUGAGAAGCUCAAACCUGGUAUUACUGCGAGCAUGGCGACCUCUCCCCUCUCUCCCUCGAAGCCUCCGAACACCCUUUACCCCAGUCUCCUCGAGGGAUACAGUGUCAUCUCAAUGGCCGACGCCCCCUCUCCGUCCACCCCCGCCCAUCUCUCUGACAACCUGGACGAUCUCCUCCCCCAUGCACUCCAAAUGGCCGAGCUGCUACACACAACCAACUUGGAUGGAAUUGUCAAGACAUCUGCCAGAGGCACAAUGACAUUGUCUGCUAACUGUGGACUGGUGAAGAUAGGUCGACCAACUGAGUAUGAGGAGGGGGAUAUUGUCAUCUUCCAUCAGGUGAGGCUCAUGAAAAGCAAGGUCAGCGUUCCUGUUGUGCUCCACUUGGAGAAGCCACGCCCAUACAUCAUCAUGGAGGAGUCCAGUGUGGCCAACUUUAAAGGGAAGGACAAGCGAUUGCCUGAACUGAUUCUUGGAAAACUUUCAGAGAAACCACGACGUCUGGCGUUUGAGGACCACCCGGCGUUGGCUGAAGACUUUGGCUGUCCGUCUGGAGACUUCUACAAAGUCAAAGUCGAGACUACCGUCCUCAAGUUCUCUGCCCCACAUGCCGCCCCCGCACGUCCCCCACCCCCCUCCCCCAGUGAUAAGAAGAAGCACACGUUUGGCGGAGGCCUUAGAAACAAGAGUAGCAAGAAAGAGUUUGUUUGAACACACGUCACAGACUAAAGGAACUUGACUAGCCCUAGUUGUUGACUGACUGCUUGUGAAUGUGUUUGCACAAAAUCGAUUUGUUUUGUAGUAAUUUUACAGUAUUAUUUUGUCUUCGAUUUCGACUGAUAACUGUUUUUUGUAUAACAUGCUAUAAUUAUUAUUGCUGUGCACUUACA
Halichondria panicea is the source of this 3420-nucleotide messenger RNA. RefSeq lists its product as uncharacterized. The transcript has 23 exons. Gene Ontology annotation, biological process: peptidyl-serine phosphorylation. Gene Ontology annotation, molecular function: ATP binding; protein serine/threonine kinase activity. The record is from RefSeq and is a predicted model, not a curated record. The coding region runs from base 116 to 3241 and encodes 1041 amino acids. Gene Ontology annotation, cellular component: cytoplasm. Lineage: Eukaryota; Metazoa; Porifera; Demospongiae; Suberitida; Halichondriidae.